AUUUUGGCACGAGCAUUUUCGCGCCAUCUGCGAAAACCAUAUAUGCGUGAAAACAGCGCUUAUCACGGCAGUCCGCGCUCUACCGCCGGAACAACCGCGCUGUGCCUCAUGUAUCUAUAUAACGUUAUAUAAAGUUCACAUAAAGUGACAUUAAAUAAUGUGAUAUUACUAUAAGAAAACCCUGUGAUAUUGAUUUAAUUUUUAACUUUAUAAAAGUGAAUAUUCAGUCAUAAAAUGGCUAAGGAGACAAACGACACUACGCCAUUUGUUUACAAUGGCACAACCACGCCCGUCAUCACCAAAACCCCGUUACCUCAGAAGCCUAACAACAGCAAAGCUGGUAGAGGCAAAGCCCUCAGACAAAUCCUAGCGUCUUUCGUGGCCAACCUGGGAACUAUCAAUACUGGCAUGGCAUUUGGAUUCUCCGCUACGGUGCUGCCGCAGUUAAAGAGCAAUGAAUCUAGUAUACAUAUCACAGAAACGGAAGCCAGUUGGAUUGCCAGUCUCAGCGCGGCCGGCACGCCCGUGGGCUGUCUUCUCAGCGGCUACCUUAUGGAUGUGAUCGGCCGCCGCCUGACGCUCUUGAUCACAGAAGUGCCGCUCAUCCUCGGGUGGCUGCUCAUCGCUUUUGCUUGCAACGUCCCCAUGAUCUAUAUCGGCAGGCUGAUGAUAGGACUCGGGUCCGGGAUGGUGGGCGCCCCGGCCCGCGUUUACACUUGCGAAGUCUCGCAACCGCAUCUCCGAGGCAUGCUGGGUGCAUUAGCCUCUGUCGGGGUCUCCACGGGUGUUUUAAUAUCGUACGUGAUCGGCAGCAUGACAGCAUGGAACAUCCUAGCCGGUGUGAGCGCCGUCGUCCCCAUGCUGUCACUCCUCGGCAUGCUGCUUCUGCCAGAAACGCCCAACUACUUGCUGUCCCAUGGCAAGCGAGACCGCGCCGAGAGCUCGCUAGUGAAACUGCGAGGGUCCACCUGCGACAUCGACGAGGAGAUACAGAGAAUGAUCACCUUCAAGGAGAAGAACCAUGUCGAACCGUUGACGAGUGUGAAAGAGUACAUCAAAGCGCUGCUGUCCCCGUCUGCGCUGAAGCCGUUCACUAUCCUGGCCGUCUACUUCUUCAUAUACCAGUGGUGCGGCGUCAACACCAUCACCUUCUUCGCCGUUGAAGUCUUUAGGGCCUCAGGCGCAACCAAGGAGAACCAGUAUUGGCUGACAAUAGCCAUGGGCAUAGUGAGGCUCAUAUUCACGGUGGUCGGGUGCAUACUGUGCCGGCGCUGCGGCCGGCGGCCGCUUACAUUCGUCUCAGCUGUGGGCUGCGGUUCGACGAUGAUCGUACUGGCGGUCUACAUGUACUUCAUCGAGCAGUGGAAACAGGCCGGCGUCGCGCCGAUGUACUCCUGGGUCCCCGUGGCGGCCAUCUUCAUAUUCAUGAUAUCCUGUACCCUGGGGUACCUCAUCGUGCCCUGGAUCAUGAUUGGCGAGGUGUAUCCCAUGCAGGUUCGUGGCAUAGUGGGCGGCAUGACGACGACCGCUGCCCAUCUCUCUGUGUUCUCUGUCGUCAAGACAUUCCCCUUCCUCAAGGACGCGCUCAACUAUUAUGGCGCAUUCGCAGUUUACGGUGCUAUGUCUAUUGGUGGCAUCGCCUUCUUCUACAUAUUCCUACCUGAAACGAAAGGGCGUACUCUUCAAGAAAUAGAAGACUACUUCUGCGGCAGAACUAAAACUCUAAAGCAACCAAAUAAGACCGAGGGCGCGUGAUCAACGUACAUACUUAGUACAAAAUUGUUAUUUUACAUUGCAUUUCGUGCGUUUCAGUCAAGCUUUUUGUAUGUUAUGUUCUCGAGGCAAUGAAACGUUUGGUAGACUUGAUGUUUUUCUAUGCAUUUGGCAAACGAUUAAAAUGCUU
Messenger RNA from Cydia amplana, 1903 nucleotides. Its product is annotated as facilitated trehalose transporter Tret1-like. The coding region runs from base 235 to 1755 and encodes 506 amino acids. Gene Ontology annotation, biological process: carbohydrate transport; transmembrane transport. NCBI's taxonomy places the organism in Eukaryota, Metazoa, Arthropoda, Insecta, Lepidoptera, Tortricidae. The record is from RefSeq and is a predicted model, not a curated record. Gene Ontology annotation, cellular component: membrane. The transcript is spliced from 10 exons. Gene Ontology annotation, molecular function: sugar transmembrane transporter activity.